Psilocybe cubensis is the source of this 1440-nucleotide messenger RNA. RefSeq lists its product as uncharacterized. The record is from RefSeq and is a predicted model, not a curated record. The transcript is spliced from 6 exons. NCBI's taxonomy places the organism in Eukaryota, Fungi, Basidiomycota, Agaricomycetes, Agaricales, Agrocybaceae. Gene Ontology annotation, molecular function: hydrolase activity. The coding region runs from base 1 to 1440 and encodes 479 amino acids.
AUGACGCUGUAUUUCAUGUAUUCAUUAAAACUGCACCAAUUCAUCCCCGCCAUUACCACCUGGCCAUCGCAGCGCCAUAUCGUUGUCGAACUCACUACUUUCGCGAGGCACAAGUUGAUACCAUGGACAUUUAAAUCCGACGAGCCGCAGGAAGUGGUGGUAUACAGCAGCAACAGAAAGAAGGGAAAAAGUAGGGGACGAGGGUCGAACAGAGGGAAGAGAACACCAUUUACCCGACAUAUUGUUGCUGUCGGCGAUCUGCACGGAGACAUUGCCAACGCACGGCGUGUCCUCCGCUUUGCAGACGUUAUCGACGAGCAUAACAACUGGUCGGGGAAUGUCGAUUUCUUUGUGCAGACGGGAGAUAUCAUUGACCGAGGAGACGACACCAUCGUUCUCUUCCUAUGGAUGGAAAGGCUGCGUGCGCAAGCCGCUGAAGUGGGCGGAACGGUUCUCUCGCAUCUAGGGAACCAUGAAUGGAUGAACGCCAUCGGUGACUGGAGAUACGUGUACCCCUCGGAACUCAAAACAUUUGGCAGUAUCGCAGCGCGCCAGCGCAUGCUCACGUCAGGACGUAUUGGGCGUGCCUGGGCCACAAAUUAUACCACCGCGUCGCGCCUUCCAUUGCAUCCCUUCAUUGGCCCGCCCAACACACCAUACCCGCCACCCCACUCAUUCGCGCUGCAUAUGCAGCAAGACGACGAUGAUUUGCAUUGGCGCGACGGACAGGAGUCGGAGUCGGAGCAGAGCGAGGAGGAGAUCAUGUCGCAUGCCGCGCUAUCGUUUGUGCACGGCGGACUAUCGCCUUCGUACCCGGAACUGACGCCGUUUCCAACGCGCAUCAACGAGUUGUCGGACACCUUGCUGGCGAGACUGCAGAACCGGAAACAACCGCCACCACACCCGCCGCAUCCGUACCCUGGCUUCCCUCCUGAAACAUCUCCUGAAGAAAUACGGAUGUACAGUGCUAAUGGUCCACUCUGGUACCGUGGCUGGGCGAUGCAGCCUGAGGAAGUAGUUUGCGCGCAGGUCGACGAUGUCCUCCAGAAAACGGGGACGCGCAGGAUGAUCAUGGGACACACGCCUGACUUCAAGAAUAUCAAGUCGAGAUGUAAUGGCAAAAUCAUUAUCAUCGACACAGGCAUCUCGCACGCUUAUGGCGGUGUGCUCUCCGCUCUUUCUGUACACUACACCCUCACUCCCAUUCCGAACAGUCCAAACACAAAACAGAAACAAAACCAAGACAAUGAAGAUGACCAUUCCCAUAGGUGGAUGGAACGCGAGGUUAUCAGCGCGCUAUAUGCCGAUAGACAGGAGAUCAUCGUGACUGACGAAAGGGAGGUGGUGGGUACCUUUAGACAUCACGAGUUCCACGACGGAGAUUGGGAAGACGAGGAUGGUGAAAUGGAAGAGCGAAAGGGGAGUGGAGAGGUACAAUGA